Messenger RNA from Odobenus rosmarus divergens (Pacific walrus), 3589 nucleotides. RefSeq names its product trafficking protein particle complex 9 (gene TRAPPC9). The record is from RefSeq and is a predicted model, not a curated record. Lineage: Eukaryota; Metazoa; Chordata; Mammalia; Carnivora; Odobenidae. Bases 68 to 3511 code for a protein of 1147 amino acids. Gene Ontology annotation, cellular component: trans-Golgi network. The transcript has 23 exons.
CGGCCCCGCCGCCCGUCAGGCCGUUGGCUCCCGCUCCGGGCCCGGGCCGCCGGCUGUAGUCUUCAAGAUGAGUGUCCCUGACUACAUGCAGUGCGCUGAGGACCACCAGACUCUCCUCGUGGUAGUGCAGCCUGUGGGCAUCGUCUCCGAAGAGAACUUCUUCAAGAUCUACAAGAGGAUCUCCUCCGUGAGCCAGAUCAGCGUGCGGGACUCCCAGCGGGUGCUCUACAUCCGCUACAGGCACCACUACCCGCCUGAGAACAAUGAGUGGGGCGACUUCCAGACCCACCGCAAAGUCGUGGGCCUCAUCACCAUCACGGACUGCUUCUCCGCCAAGGACUGGCCGCAGACUUUCGAGAAGUUCCACGUGCAGAAGGAGAUCUAUGGCUCCACGCUCUACGACUCCCGGCUCUUCGUCUUUGGGCUGCAGGGAGAGACCACCGAGCAGCCGCGCACCGACGUGGCCUUCUACCCCAACUAUGAGGACUGCCAGACGGUGGAGAAGAGGAUCGAGGACUUCAUCGAAUCGCUCUUCAUUGUGCUCGAGUCCAAGCGUCUGGACAGGGCCACUGACAAGUCCGGGGAUAAGAUCCCCCUUCUCUGUGUCCCGUUUGAGAAGAAGGACUUUGUAGGACUGGACACAGACAGUAGACAUUACAAGAAGCGGUGCCAAGGGCGCAUGCGCAAGCAUGUGGGUGAUUUAUGCCUCCAGGCAGGGAUGCUGCAGGACUCCUUGGUACAUUACCACAUGUCUGUGGAACUUCUCCGCUCGGUGAAUGACUUCCUGUGGCUUGGAGCUGCCCUUGAAGGGUUAUGUUCGGCUUCUGUCAUCUAUCACUAUCCUGGUGGCACUGGGGGUAAGACUGGAGCUCGAAGGUUCCAGAGUAGCUCACUUCCUGCCGAAGCAGCCAACAGACAUCGACCAGGGGCACAAGAAGUUCUCAUUGAUCCAGGUGCCCUCACGACCAAUGGCAUAAAUCCUGACACCAGUGCUGAAAUCGGACGUGCUAAGAACUGUCUUAGUCCUGAGGACAUAAUUGACAAGUAUAAGGAGGCCAUUUCCUAUUACAGCAAGUACAAGAACGCCGGAGUGAUUGAGUUAGAAGCGUGUGUCAAGGCUGUGCGUGUCCUCGCCAUUCAGAAGCGGAGCAUGGAAGCCUCAGAGUUUCUCCAGAAUGCCGUUUACAUUAAUCUUCGACAGCUUUCUGAAGAAGAGAAAAUCCAGCGGUAUAGCAUCCUGUCUGAGCUCUACGAGCUGAUUGGCUUCCAUCGGAAGUCUGCGUUCUUCAAGCGCGUGGCGGCCAUGCAGUGUGUGGCUCCGAGCAUCUCGGAGCCAGGGUGGAAGGCCUGCUACAAGCUCCUCCUGGAGACGCUUCCUGGCUACAGUCUGUCGCUGGACCCCAAAGACUUUAGCAAAGGCACGCACCGAGGCUGGGCUGCCGUCCAGAUGCGCUUACUUCACGAAUUGGUCUACGCGUCCCGAAGAAUGGGGAAUCCUGCUCUUUCUGUCAGGCACUUGUCCUUCCUGUUGCAGACCAUGCUGGACUUUUUGUCAGAUCAAGAAAAGAAAGAUGUGACUCAGAGUCUAGAGAACUACACAUGCAAAUGUCCUGGGACAAUGGAGCUCCUCACUCUCCCGGGCGGCCCCACCCUGCCUCCAGUGCCCUUCACCAAACUUCCCAUUGUCAGGCGUGUGAAGCUGUUGAACCUUCCUGCCAGCCUCCGGCCACAGAAAAUGAAGAGCUUGCUGGGUCAGAAUGUGUCGACCAAGAGCCCGUUCAUCUACUCACCAAUUAUUGCGCACAACCGUGGAGAAGAGCGGAACAAGAAAAUAGAUUUCCAGUGGGUUCAAGGAGACGUGUGUGAAGUUCAGCUGAUGGUAUACAACCCAAUGCCAUUUGAACUCCGAGUUGAAAACAUGGGGCUCCUCACCAGCGGAGUGGAGUUCGAGUCUCUCCCUGCGGCGCUCUCCCUUCCUGCUGAAUCUGGUCUUUACCCAGUGACUCUUGUUGGGGUCCCACAGACGACUGGAACGAUCACUGUGAAUGGUUACCAUACCACGGUCUUUGGCGUCUUUAGUGACUGUUUGCUGGAUAACCUGCCGGGAGUGAAGACCAGCGGCUCCACGGUGGAAGUCAUUCCUGCCCUGCCCAGACUGCAGAUCAGCACUUCCCUGCCCAGGUCUGCACACUCACUGCAACCUUCUUCUGGCGAUGAGACAUCUACUAAUGUGUCGGUCCAGCUUUACAACGGGGAGACUCAGCAGCUUGUCAUUAAGCUGGAGAACAUUGGGAUGGAACCGUUGGAGAAACUAGAAGUCACCUCCAAAAUUCUCACCACCAAAGAAAAACUGUACGGCGACUUCUUGAGCUGGAACCUGGAAGAAACCCUUGCCCAGUUUCCUCUGCAGCCGGGGAAGGUGGCCACUUUCGUGGUCAACAUCAAGGUGAAGUUGGAUUUCUCGUGCCAGGAGAACCUCCUCCAAGACCUCAGUGACGAUGGAAUCAGUGUGAGUGGCUUUCCACUGUGCAGUCCCUUCCGACAGGUCGUUAGGCCUCGAGUGGAGAGCAAGCCCGUGAACCCACCCGAAGGCAGCAAGCCGGGGGACCUGAGCCACGUGAAGACCCUGGAAGCUAUCCUGAAUUUCAAAUACUCUGGAGGUCCGGGCCACGUUGAAGGAUACUAUAGGAACCUCUCCCUGGGGCUGCACGUGGAAGCCGAGCCAUCUAUAUUCUUCACCCGAGUCAGUACUCUGCCGGCAACCAGCAGCCGGCAGUGCCACCUACUCCUGGAUGUCUUCAACUCCACGGAGCACGAGCUGACCGUCCGUGCCCGCGGCAACGAGGAGCUUAUCCUGCAUGCCGGCGAGUACCAGCGAAUGGCCAUUCAAGUGGACAAGUUCAACUUCGAGAGUUUCCCAGAAUCCCCUGGGGAGAAGGGACAGUUUGCAAACCCAAAGCAACUGGAGGAAGAGCGGCAGGAAGCCCCCGGCCUGGAGAUCGACAGCAAGCUGGACGUCCACUGGAGAAUCCCCUCUCUGAAGCGCACGGGUGAGGCGAGCGUGGAAGGACUCCUAAACCAGCUGGUCCUGGAGCACCUGCAGCUGGCUCCUCUUCAGUGGGAUGUGCUGGUGGACGGACAGCCCUGUGACUGUGAGGCUGCGGCCUGCCGGGUGGGCGACCCCGUGCGUCUGGAGGUGCGGCUGACCAACCGGAGCCCGCGCAGCGUGGGGCCCUUCGCCCUCACUGUGGCGCCCUUCCAGGACCACCAGAACGGGGUGCACAACUAUGACCUGCGCGACGCCGUCUCCUUCGUGGGCUCCAGCACCUUCCACCUGGACGCGGUGCAGCCUGCGGGCCGGUCGGCCUGCCUGGGAGCCCUGCUCUUCCUCUACACGGGCGACUUCUUCCUCCACAUCCGCUUCCACCAGGACAGUGCGAGCAAGGAGCUGCCGCCGUCCUGGUUCUGCCUGCCCAGCGUGCACGUGCGCGCCCUGGAGGCACAGGCCUGAGCCCCGCGGCCCUCCUCUGGGGCCCCGUUCCUGCGGGCAUGGGUGACCCAGCAGCCACAGGGGCCCAGCCUGGCCCCC